Ananas comosus (pineapple) is the source of this 2258-nucleotide messenger RNA. RefSeq names its product pentatricopeptide repeat-containing protein At4g14850. Gene Ontology annotation, molecular function: protein binding; zinc ion binding; RNA binding. NCBI's taxonomy places the organism in Eukaryota, Viridiplantae, Streptophyta, Magnoliopsida, Poales, Bromeliaceae. The transcript is spliced from 2 exons. Bases 18 to 2081 code for a protein of 687 amino acids. Gene Ontology annotation, biological process: RNA modification. The record is from RefSeq and is a predicted model, not a curated record.
GUUGAUGGACGCAGCCGAUGCUUCUUCCCCGCCGCGACGCGCAGUCCCUGGCGGCGGCGAUCGAGCUCGCCGUGUCGACGCGGUCCGCCGCGCUGGGCCGCGCCGCCCACGCCGCCGCCGUUCGACUCCUCCCCUCGCCGCUCCCUUGCUUCCUCUCCAACCACCUCAUCAACCUCUACUCCAAGCUCGACCUCCCCUCCCCAGCCUCCUCCCUCCUCCUCCUCCACCCCUCCCCCUCCGUCGUCUCCUUCACCGCCCUCAUCUCCGGCGCCGCCCAGCACCACCGCCCCCUCCUUGCCCUCCGCCUCCUCCCCGCCAUGCUCCGCCGCUCCGUCCGCCCCAACCACUUCACCCUCCCCUGCGCCCUCAAAGCCUCCUCCUCCCCCCUCUCCCCACCCUCCUCGGGCCCCCAGAUCCACUCCCUCGCCCUCAGACUCGGCCUCCUCCCCGCCGACCCCUUCGUCGCCUCCGCCGCCCUCGACAUGUACCUCAAGACCGGCCGCCCCGCCGACGCCCGCAACCUGUUCGGCGAAAUGCCCCGCCCGAGCGCCGUCUCCUUCAACGCCGUCAUGACCAACGCCGUCCUCCACGGCCGCCCCGACGACGCUGUGCGCGCCUUCUUCGCCCUCCGCCGCGCCGGGGAGCGCCCCGACACCGUCUCGCUCUGCGCCUUCCUCAACGCCUGCGCCGGCGCCUCCUACGCCGACCUCGGCUCCCAGCUCCACGGCUUCGUGAGCCGGUACGGGUUCUGCGCCGACGUGUCUGUGCGCAACGCGCUCGUCGACUUCUACGGCAAGUGCCGUCGCACGCGCGACGCGCGCGGCGUGUUCGACGAGAUGCCCCUGAGGAACGUCGUUUCCUGGUGUUCCAUGAUCGUGGUCUACGCGCAGAACGGCGCCGAGGAGGACGCGUUUAAAUUGUACUUGAAAGCGCGGAGCGAAGGAGUGGAGCCUACCGACUACAUGGUUUCUAGUGUCUUGACCACUUGCUCCGGCCUAUCGGGCCUCGACCUCGGCCGCUCCGUCCAUGCGGUGGCCUUUCGCGCCUGCAUUGAUGCCAACAUCUUCGUUGCAAGCUCCCUCGUCGACAUGUAUGGGAAGUGCGGGAGCGUAGAAGAUGCAGAAAAGGCGUUUGACGAAAUGCCGGAGAGGAAUCUGGUCUCGUGGAAUGCCAUGAUCGGCGGGUACGCGCAGCACGGGCGUGCCGACGCGGCGCUCGCCUUGUUCGACGAGAUGGUGGCGAGCGGAGAGGUUGCGCCCAAUUUUGUGACGUUGGUUAGCGUGAUCACCGCGUGCAGUAGGGGAGGGUACACUGACGAAGGCCUAGAGUUGUUUGAGAAGAUGAAGGAGAGGUUUGGGAUUGAGCCGCGGACUGAGCACUAUGCUUGUGUGGUGGACUUGCUUGGGCGUGCGGGGAUGGAGGAGAGGGCGUAUGAGUUCAUAAAGGAGAUGCCGAUCCCCCCGUCCAUCUCUGUCUGGGGGGCGCUUCUUGGGUCUUGUAAGAUGCACAGGAAGACGGAGUUGGGGAGGAUCGCAGCAGAGAAGUUGUUUGAGCUCGACCCGCAAGAUUCCGGCAAUCAUGUGCUUCUCUCCAACAUGUUUGCCUCGGCAGGAAGGUGGGACGAAGCAAUAGAGGUGAGGAAGGAGAUGAAGGACGUCGGGAUCAAGAAAGGCCCCGGCUGCAGCUGGAUCACGUGGAAGAACGAGGUCCACGUGUUCCAGGCCAAGGACACGACGCACGAGCGGAGCAUGGAGAUCCAAGCCAUGCUGGCGAAGCUACGUACAGAGAUGGAGGCGGCCGGAUACAAACCCGACACUGGUUACGCGCUCUACGAUCUCGAAGAGGAGGAGAAGGAGACCGAGGUGAUCCAACACAGCGAGAAGCUCGCGCUCGCAUUCGGGCUCCUGUGCAUCCCUCCAGGGAUACCUAUCAGGAUCACGAAGAACCUUCGCGUUUGUGGGGAUUGCCAUCGCGCAUUUAAGUUCAUUUCGGGUAUUCUAGGGAGGGAGAUUAUUGUUAGGGAUAAUAAUAGGUUUCAUCAUUUUAGGGACUAUGGGUGCUCCUGCAUGGAUUAUUGGUAAAAAGUUCUUUUUGAUGAUAUUUUUGGUAGGUGAUGAUGUAUUUGCAUUCGUUUUUGUAUCACUAGGGUUUAUGUAAUAGUAAUCCUUGUGGUCCUCGCUUUAUUGAAUAAGAAAAUGACAAGCCUUUAUCAUAAUCAUACAUCAUACUUUUUAGAGAAUUAUAAGAGUUUUAAAGCA